Molecule: messenger RNA, 3149 nt
Organism: Tyto alba (common barn owl)
Lineage: Eukaryota; Metazoa; Chordata; Aves; Strigiformes; Tytonidae
Gene: TIGD5
Product: tigger transposable element derived 5
Exons: 1
Coding region: 152-1966 (604 amino acids)
Cellular component (GO): nucleus
Molecular function (GO): DNA binding
Source: RefSeq, a predicted model, not a curated record
GGCUCGGGGCCGGAGCGGAGACAAAGGCACCGCGCCCCCCCCCCCCCCCACCUCCCCCUAACUCCCCGGUUAUAACGCGCGCCCCCCCCCCCCCCCCCCCCCUUUUCUUCUUCUCGGUACCGCGCCGGCUCAUGGCUGCGGGGGCGGCUCCAUGCCCGGGGGGGAGCCGGAGGCGGGUGGGGGGCCGGCCGGUAUGGCGGGAGGGCGGCGGGGCGGUGGCAGCGCCGCCGGGGGGAUGUCGAUGAAGAUGGCGCUGCGACGAGCCUACUCCAUCAAGGACAAGCUGCAGGCCAUCGAGCGGGUGAAGAAGGGCGAGCGCCAGGCGUCGGUGUGCCGGGCUUUCGGGGUGCCGGGAGGGACGCUGAGGGGCUGGCUGAAGGACGAAGCCAAGCUGCGGUGGUUCCUGGAGCAGCUGGGGGGUGAGGUGGGCACCCAACGCAAGAAGAUGCGCUUGGCCAACGAGGAGGAGAUCGACCGCGCCGUCUACGCCUGGUUCCUCGCCCUCCGCCAGCACGGCGUCCCCCUCUCCGGGCCCCUCAUCCAAGCCCAAGCUGAGGCUUUCGCCCGGCAGAUCUACGGUCCCGAGUGUACCUUCAAAGCCAGCCACGGUUGGUUUUGGCGCUGGCAGAAGCGCCACGGCAUCUCCAGUCAACGGAUCUACGGCGAGGGCGGCCUCCCCGCCGAGCCCGAGCGGGCUCCCGCCGCCUGCCCGGAGGUUCUCCCCGUGCCGGCUGCCGACGCUGGGGGUUACGGCGACGAGCAGAUCUACAACGCCAACGUCACCGGGCUCUACUGGAAGCUGCUGCCGGGGCAAACCGGUGGGGCGAUGGCGGCGCGGCGGCGGCCUGCUCCCCGCGAGCGGGUCACCGUGCUCCUGGCUGCCAACUUGACCGGCUCCCAUAAGCUCAAGCCGCUGGUGGUCGGGGGUCUCCGCGAUCCCCCCAGCCUCCGCCAUCACAACCAGGACAAAUUCCCCGCUUGCUACCGCUACAGCCCAGAGGCCAGGCUGGGGCCGGCUCUCCUCCGCUCUUGGUUCUUUGAGGAUUUCGUGCCAGGCGUCAAACGCUACCUGCGCCGCAGCUGCCUGCAGCAGAAGGCCGUGCUGCUGCUCAGCUCCCCGCCACCCGUCUCUGGGACGGGCUCCGAGGAGUCCCCCCCACUGCAGACACCCGACGGCUCCAUCCGUGCCCUCUUCCUCUCCAAGGGCCCCGCCGGGAGCGGUUCGGCUGGAGGGGGAGGCCGAAUCCCGGCCCCACUGGAGCAAGGGGUGGUGUCCGCCUUCAAGCAGCUCUACAAGCGGGAACUGCUGCGCCUGGCCGUCUCGUGCGCGGCCGGCGGCAGCGGCUCGGGUGGCCCCGUGGACUUUGUGAGGUCCUUCCUCCUCAAGGACAUGCUGUACCUGGCCGGCCUCUCCUGGGACCUCAUCCCCCCCGGCUCCAUCGAAAAGUGCUGGCUGCUGGGGCUGCGCGCCGCCUUCGAGCCCCAGCCCGGGGAGGAAGAGCACGGAGACCCCCCGCGUGGGGAGGAAGGCGGCGGGGACGGCAAAGUCUUUAGCGACCUGACUCACCUGGCCGCCUUGGCCUACAAGCGGUUGGCUCCCGAGGAGGUGGCCGACUGGUUGCACUUGGAUGACGUGGCCCCAGGGACGGAGGAGGACGAUGGGGAAGAGGACGCUGAGGAGGGAGGCCCCGGAGGCUGCGGGAUGGAGGAGGAGGAGGAGGAGGAGGAGGAGGAGGAGGAGGAGGAGGAGGAGGCAGCUGCCGGAGAUGGAGGUGGCAGAAGGGGUGGGGAAGGAGGGGACGCCUUGCUGCCCACGGCUCGCGAAGCCAUCAAAGGUCUGGAGACGGCGCUGCGCUGGCUGGAGGGUCAGGACCCCCGGCAAGUGGGGCCGCUCAAGCUGGUGCAGCUCCGCUCCCUCAUCAGCAUGGCCCAGCGGCUGCACCGCGGCGGCAGCCCCGGCUCCUAGGGCAGGCCCACCCGCGACCUCUCGGCUACCAACCGCCCCGCUCGGGCUGGGGACACCCCAGUUCUCCCAGCGAGGCUGGCGGUGGAGGUGCCAGCUCCCCUCAGCUUUCCGUCACGGGCAGCCCCUGGGGCGCAGGGGGCCCAACCGCCUCCGGGUUACCACGGCGAAGACAGGGGAUACAAUUUAGGGCUAACGGGGUUGUUUUGGUUUUUUUUUUUUUUUUUUUUUUUUUUGGUGCGACAAGCCCCUCCGUAUGUUGCGGAUUUGAGGGUUGUUCCUCACCCUAAAUAUAUUUAGGAGGUGCUAUUUUUUUAAAUCCCACGAGACUGAGUGGCCCCCUGGUCACUGGCACCCCUAGAAGAGGGUGGGUGCCCCCCACGCUACCCGUUUCCCCCCCCGACCCCGUGGGGAGGAGGGGUGAGGGAGGGACCUGUUCGGCAUCACCGCGAGGAGCCGGGAUGAUGGGGGGAAGCGACACCAAUUCCCCACAUCUCGGAGCAGGGCUGAGGUGGGCGCAUCUGGCUGGACAGGGAUCGCUCUUGGGGUGCUGAGGAGCAAACGUCCCGCCCUGGAAGAGGCUGGUGACGCCCUUCCCCCUGCCGAAACGGCGUCCUGUUAAAACGGGGAGGUUUGGGGCUGGUUUAAGACAACUUUUUUCAUGCACUGGAUUGGGACGGGGACACUUGGGUGGCAUCUGAGAAACCGCGGCUGCCCGGAGAGGGCCACCUCCAUCAUUCCCGUGACAGCCCCGCACCUGGGAACGCCCAGGCUACGGAGACCUGCUGAAACAGGUACCGUCAUCCGAGCAUCCUCGCGAAGCCGAAGGCUCCGGGGAUGAGGGUUGAGGUGCCGGCGGGGCGGCUGGGGCUGGAAAAUGCAGCUGCCGGCGUGAUGCGCGUCACGAGUUGAGACAGGAGCCGGGGUCGGGGGGGGGCUCCCAGCACUGCCUUAAAAUACCGGAGGCAUCAGAGAUGAAUUUAGCAGCUCUUGACCUGAUUUGGAUUAAAUUUUCGCCUGCUUAGCCAAAUUAUUGAAAGGGGGGAAAGGAAAAAACAAACAAACAAACAAAAAAAAAACAGUGCCGCUGUGCCCCGUGUCAGCAGACGGGGUGGGUGUUUUUACUUGUCGGGUCUUUGUCUCAUAACUUCAGAGUUUAUGAAAAUUAAAUGGAUUUUUAUUCGCA